GCUCUUGAUCUAGCUGUUUUUUGUGAUUUUUAGCCCUGCAUGUGUGUUUGUUGUCUUGUUUUUCAUGUAGAAUUUGGUCCUUCUCCUUGUCGUCUCCUUUUCUCUUGUUUGUGAAGAUGAUGAAGAGGCCAAAUUAAUGAUGAUUCUCUUCUGAUUUGCGCCUAAUCUGCCUGAUUUUUGUAUAUUUUAGCCCUGCAUGUGUGUUUGCUGCUUUAUUUAGAAGCUGAUCCUUCUCCUUCUCGUCUUUCCUUUUUGGUUGUUUUGGUUGAUCCUCUGUUAUUGUGGUGUGACAAUGAUGAAGGGACCAAAAGAUGUUGUUUUGUUGGUUUAUACCUGCAAAUAAGAAACCAAUUUCAUUUUCCUCCCUCUGGUUUUGAUUUUCUUCCUGUGUCUCUUUUCCUGUUUCCUCCAUCUCCUUCAUUAUUUCUUAAUUCUUAAAUAAGGAAUUUGACUUUUAUCACUAUUUAGAAUUUUUCUCAUCUGUACAUGCAAAUCCUUAAACAAGUAACACUGCAUUGGUCCUUCAUCUAACGCAUAAUUGGCUAGAGCAUCAGCUAGUUUAUUUGCUUCUCUUAGGGUGUGCUUGAAAAUGACAUCCAUAUCCCUCUUGUAUACCUCCACUUCUUCUAUCCAGCCUGCUAUAUUGCAUGGAGGUUUCCAAUCUCCAGUUAAAUUUUUUUGAAUGGUUUGGGAGUCUGUCUGAAAAAUGAUGUUAUUAAGCCCUUGCUGCUUACAGUAUUUCAGGGCUUCUAGUAGAGCCACAAUUUCUGCUUCUAUAUUGGUGGCCUCUCCAAUUUCCUCUGCUUGAGCAUAUAUUAAAUUCCCUUGUGCAUUUCUCACACAAAAUUCAUAAGCACUCCUCUCUAGGUUACCUCUAGAAGCUUCAUCCGUGUUGCAAGCACACCAACCGAGUGGAGGUGACUUCUAAAUUCUAAUUAACUUUACUUUGGAGAAAAAAUGGUGAAAUCUUAUGAAACUGAGCACCCAAUCAAAGCCUAUGGAUGGGCAGCUAGAGACACUUCUGGGGUUCUUUCUCCUUUCAACUUCUCAAGAAGGGCUACUGGGGAGAAUGAUGUACAAUUCAAAGUGUUGUAUUGUGGAAUUUGUCACUCAGAUCUUCAUAUGCUCAAGAAUGAAUGGGGCAAUUCCAAGUACCCUAUUGUGCCUGGGCACGAGAUCGUGGGUGUGGUAACCGAGGUCGGUAGCAAGGUAGACAAAGUGAAGGUGGGGGACAGUGUAGGUGCUGGAGGACUGGUAGGAUCAUGUCGAAAAUGUGACAGUUGUACCAAUAACCUCGAACAAUAUUGUCCUAGCCACAUUGCUAUGUAUAGUACAGCUUACUACGAUGGAACCACCACAUACGGAGGCUUCUCCGAUCUCAUGGUGGCCAACGAGCACUUCGUGUUCCGUUGGCCGGAGAAUUUACCGAUGGAAGCUGCCCCAUUGUUGUGUGCUGGGAUCACAACAUAUAGCCCAUUGAAAUAUUUUGGGCUUGAUAAGCCUGGAUUGAAUAUUGGUGUUGUGGGCCUUGGUGGGCUGGGCCAUAUGGCUGUGAAAUUUGCAAAGGCUUUUGGAUGCAAUGUGACUGUUAUUAGUACUUCAAUUAAUAAGAAGGAUGAAGCUAUUAAACAUCUUGGUGCUAAUUCAUUCUUGAUUAGUCGUGAUCCAGAACAAAUGCAGGGUGCAACAAGCACAUUGGAUGGAAUUAUAGACACUGUUUCAGCAGAACAUCCAAUUUCUCCAUUGCUCAAUAUAUUAAAGCCUCAUGGAAAGCUUGUAAUGGUUGGUGCACCACCAAAGCCACUUGAGUUGCCAGUUUUCCCCUUGCUUAUGGGUAGGAAAAUAAUGGGAGGAAGCAUCAUUGGAGGAAUGAAAGAGACACAAGAAAUGCUUGAUUUUGCAGCAAAACAUAAUAUUACACCUGAAGUUGAAGUUAUUUCAAUGGAUUAUGUGAAUACUGCCAUGGAACGCCUUUCAAAAUCGGAUGUCAAGUAUCGAUUCGUGCUCGAUGUUGGAAACACAUUGAAAGCUGAUUAAAGGUGUGUGUAAAUUGGCCUGAAUAUUAUCGUUACGAAUAUUAAAAUAAAAGGAACCUUUUAGGACUGAAAUAGUAGAUUUUUGGCCAUUAGGGUGAGUUUCUUAUCAAAACUUUUCACCCUUUUAAGUCUUUGUUAUUUUUCAAUUCCUAAUCUCAAAUUUGUUUUUAUAUGUU
Molecule: messenger RNA, 2212 nt
Organism: Solanum dulcamara
Lineage: Eukaryota; Viridiplantae; Streptophyta; Magnoliopsida; Solanales; Solanaceae
Product: 8-hydroxygeraniol dehydrogenase-like
Exons: 6
Coding region: 958-2037 (359 amino acids)
Biological process (GO): lignin biosynthetic process
Molecular function (GO): zinc ion binding; cinnamyl-alcohol dehydrogenase activity
Source: RefSeq, a predicted model, not a curated record